CGCCAUAUUGGAAAUUUCCCUUUUUAUUUUCCUUUUUAACUUUUGAUUAGCAUUUGACUGCACGUUUCUAAAGAAAAAUGCAGAUCUUCGUCAAGACCCUCACCGGUAAGACCAUCACUUUGGAGGUCGAACCUUCCGACACCAUUGAAAAUGUCAAAGCCAAGAUCCAAGACAAAGAAGGUAUCCCCCCAGAUCAACAACGUUUGAUCUUCGCUGGUAAACAAUUGGAAGAUGGUCGCACCUUGUCCGACUACAACAUCCAAAAGGAAUCCACCUUGCAUUUGGUACUCCGUCUUCGUGGUGGUAUCAUUGAACCUUCAUUGCGUAUUUUGGCCCAAAAAUACAACUGCGAUAAGAUGAUCUGCCGUAAGUGCUAUGCUCGUCUCCAUCCUCGUGCUACCAACUGCCGCAAGAAGAAGUGUGGUCACACCAACAACUUGCGUCCCAAGAAGAAGUUGAAGUAGAUUAUUACACCCGUACAUGGACGACGACGAACAAAAUGUUAUUGUUGUCGCUAUUUCAAGUGCUCUGGGAGCGGCUAUCAUCUUGGCUCCCUUUUUCUUUUUUCUAUGUAUAAAUUUUAAGUUAGUGCUUUAGAAUUAAUAAUUAAUUCUUUGUACUCAACCUACAAAUAAAAAACAAACAACAACUAUUGUAAAAAAUAACAUCUAACAAAUUUUAUACAUGGAAA
This is a messenger RNA of Musca vetustissima, 691 nucleotides long. Its product is annotated as ubiquitin-ribosomal protein eL40 fusion protein. The record is from RefSeq and is a predicted model, not a curated record. Gene Ontology annotation, molecular function: protein tag activity; structural constituent of ribosome; ubiquitin protein ligase binding. NCBI's taxonomy places the organism in Eukaryota, Metazoa, Arthropoda, Insecta, Diptera, Muscidae. Gene Ontology annotation, biological process: protein ubiquitination; translation; modification-dependent protein catabolic process. Bases 78 to 464 code for a protein of 128 amino acids. Gene Ontology annotation, cellular component: ribosome; nucleus; cytoplasm. The transcript is spliced from 2 exons.